Messenger RNA from Balearica regulorum gibbericeps (East African grey crowned-crane), 1032 nucleotides. NCBI's taxonomy places the organism in Eukaryota, Metazoa, Chordata, Aves, Gruiformes, Gruidae. The record is from RefSeq and is a predicted model, not a curated record.
AUGGACUUUCUGACGCUCCUCUUGAUUUACUUGUGUUUUGUUCUCACUUCUAUUGCUCUACUCUGCAUCUGCUCGGGAAGGAAGGAGAGUUUCCUCCUAAGAAGUGUCAAUAGUGCAACCCAGGUGUUGUCAUUUGUAAUCCCCACACAGCUCCAGAGAGUGACGCAGAGGGUGCUUCACAGGCUCUUCCACACAAGAAACUGUUUGUUUGUUGUCCUGCACAUGGCCUUGCAAGCUGCAGUGUAUGGGGAAUACACAUGGGAAGUGUUUGUUUACUGCUGGGAGCUGCAAUUCCACCUCCUCCUCCUGCUGCUGCCCUACCUGCUGCUGGCUGGGAAUGUGGGCUGCUUCAUACUCUGCUCCCGCACCAAUCCUGGUGUAAUAACAAAAUCAAAUCAUGCAUCAUUCGUUAAGAUUUAUGCAUAUGAUGGUGUAUUAUUUCAGAAAGGCAUCGUAUGUCCUACGUGCAACAUGGAAAAGCCAGCCAGAUCAAAACAUUGUAGUUUCUGCAGUAUGUGCAUACAUCGUUUUGAUCACCACUGCGUGUGGGUCAACAACUGCAUUGGUGCCUUCAAUGCAAAAUAUUUCUUCCUUUACCUUCUCACACUGAGUGCCAUGGCUGCAACCAUUGCAACCAUCACAACAGCGUUUCUCAUCCAAGUGGUCCUGCUGUCAGAUAUGAUGCAUGGAAGUUACGUUGAUGACCAAGGACAAGAGCAUGCUGUUGAGAUUCUCUUUCUCAUUCAGCACCUUUUCUUGACUUUUCCUAGGAUUGUCUUCAUGCUUGGUUUUGUUAUUCUUCUCACGCUUGUGCUGGGUGCAUACUGCUGCUUCAAUCUAUAUUUGACCUUAACCAACCAAACUUCCAACGAAUGGUAUAAAUCCAGAAGAUAUGGGUGUUCCCACCAUACAACAUUGCAGCCUCAUGACAGACAAGUUGUCUACGAUAACAUUUAUUCUAAAGGAGUCUGGAUGAAUGUAAAGGAAAUCUUUAAGCCUCCUACAGUGUUGGAAAGAAAGAAGAAAACAUGA